AUGUCAAAAACAUUCACUAUUAAAUUAGUUAAUGAUUUAGAUUUGUUGUAUCAAUUUAAAGAUAAUAGUUAUGAUACUAUUAUUACAGUUGAUACAGAUUUAAAUAAGCAAUGGAUCUUUGCACAUUCAAAUAUUUUACAUGCUAGAUCAAUUUAUUUUCAAAAUGCUUUAUCAAAAAAUUGGACUAAAAAAGAAAAUCAAUUUUUUGUCUUAUCGCAACCUUAUAUUAGUGCAUUAAUAUUCAAUAUUAUUCUCAAAUAUCUAUAUUGUGGAAUUAUCAAAUUAAAUGAUUUAGAUAUUGAUACAAUUUUGAAACUCUUAGUUGCUGUUGAUGAGUUGUCAAUUGAAGAACUUAACAAUUUUAUACAAGACUGUUUAAUUGGUAGUGAUUUUUUAGAAACACAAUCAUGUAAAAUAUUGAAUUUUAUCAGUAAUAAGUCAAUGUUUACAAAACUUAAAAAAAGUAUAUUUGAAACUAUUUGUGAAAAAUCAAAAGUUUUAUUUGAUCAUGAUGAAUUUCUUGAUUUGGAGAAAGAUCUUUUAAAAUUAGUUAUUCAACAUGAUGAUCUUGAUAUGAAAGAGAAUAAGAUUUGGAAAUAUUUAAUCAAGUGGAGUAAAAAUCAUUCAGAAGAAAAUUUAGUUAAAGAUAUAAUAAAUUACUUUUUAGAUACAAUACAAGAACCAAAUUAUUCAGAUGGAUGGACACCUAAAUUAUUUCAUACUAAAUGUGAUAAUCAAGGUCCAACUAUCAUAGUAACUAAAAUUAAAAAUACAACUCUUCUUAUGGAUGGAUAUAAUCCACUUGAUUGGAAUGGAAAUUCACAAUAUAAAAAAACAACAGAUACAAUAUAUUGUAAUAAUGAUUGUAAUCCAACUUUUGGUAAAUACGAUUUUCAUAUUACAAAAGAUAAAUCUUUAAAAUAUAUAUCAAAAUUUUAUGAUAUGAUUGCGAAUAAUCGCACUUAUAGUUUGGAUAGUUAUGAAGUUUUUCAAAUUACUAAAAAGACUACAUGUGUGAAAUUAUUUGAAGAUUAUUUGAAACAAAAAGGAUUUUCUGUUUAUCAAUUUAUUGAAGCUUCACUUGAAGUUUUUGAAGAACUUGAACUAGCAUCAUGUAUUAAAACUUUAAUGAAUUAUGAUUAUAUUAUUGAAGAUCAUACUAUCAGAGACGUGAAUAUAUUUAACAAUUUUGUUAAAAAUAAGGAUGAACAAGAAUAUGUAAAUAAGAAAGUUAUUGAAACUGAUCAUCUUGAAUUUUAUAAGGUUGUUUAUGUAGACCCACCUCUUAGAACAACAACUAGACAUAAAAAGAAACGAGGUAGACAUGGUAAAACAUGUUCAAAUGAAUAUUUAAAACAACUUUACACUUUAUAUGAAACUAGUAUUGAUACUAUUUAUCCAGAACAUAUUAAGUUUAAUAACAAGAUUGUUUUAUAUAAUGAUGGUAUUGAUUUCAAACCAUGUCAAAAGAAAUGUAAUC
This is a messenger RNA of Cetraspora pellucida, 1480 nucleotides long. NCBI's taxonomy places the organism in Eukaryota, Fungi, Glomeromycota, Glomeromycetes, Diversisporales, Gigasporaceae. The record is from the annotation of a GenBank genome assembly.